Molecule: messenger RNA, 1011 nt
Organism: Caenorhabditis bovis
Lineage: Eukaryota; Metazoa; Nematoda; Chromadorea; Rhabditida; Rhabditidae
Source: the annotation of a GenBank genome assembly
AUGGCCGCUCUCAAAAUCGAGCUAGCAGACAGUCGCGAUUUCUAUUUUCCUGGCCAAACCAUCAAUGCUGUGGCCACGUUCAAAACUUCAGAACCAUAUAAGGCAACUGAAGUUCGAGCAUACUGCAAAGGAGAGGCCCGCAUCUCUUUCAGAGAAAAUUCGGCAAGAUACAAUCGAAUAGACAUAUUGGAUACAAAUGAUGGUUACGUUUCUUUCUACACCCGCCAUGCCUUCAUUGAUGACCAGAGCCUUCUAUGGGCAUGCGCUGAUGGAUCGGAAAAUAUUCCACCCGGCGAAUACAAAUGGAAUUUCUCAUUUACUCUUCCCGACAAUUGCGAGCCCUCAUUUCAAUCUCAAAAUGGAUCGAUUAAAUAUUCAAUUAAAGUGGAAAUCAAUCGACCAAGAGCUCUUGAUAAGACUGAAACUUGUCCGAUAAUCGUGUUGAGACCAUCAUUGGGCAACAUUCCAACAGACCUGAAACCACUUGAUAAUGAAGUAACUUCUGACCUCGGAGCAUCCUGUUGUGGGCUAUUUGGGUCAGGGCAAAUCAAAGUCAAGUUCCAUAUGCCGAAAACACGGAUUAGGGUCGGGGAAACGGUGAACAUGGAGUUUGAAGUCAAUAAUCAAAGCACAACAGCAAUUAGAGGGAUCCACACUUACAUCAAUAGUAAAGCCGUGAUGAGAGCAGAACAUAGUGAGCAUGCUGAGGAAGAGAUCGGAAGAAUGAUCGAAGACAUGGUUCUUAAGUCAACAAUCCCGAAAUACGAGCUGAAAGAAGAGGAUCCGUAUACAGCAUGGAAGCAAUCCGUCAACUUUGACAAACCGAAAAAGUCGAAAGAGUUCAAAUACACUCAUCAGUUCGUAUUUCCACCAUUGGCGGCGACAUUCAACGGCGGAAACGAAGGUUCUCUCGUUAGCACUUCAUACACUAUGGAGGUUUCAUUGGAUAUCAAAGUAUUCACAGUUGCUCCGAAAUUCCGGUUCCCAAUCGAAGUCUAUGUGAUGCCAUGA